UGCCCAGAGCAGAAGGCAGUGUAGGAAGUCAACAAACAAGAUUCACAGAGGUGGUUAUAUAUUGUUGUAAUAGAGACUGUUUCUGCUGGAUCUCUCCUGAUUGCUAGGAUGUUGCCGUCUUUGGACCAUUUUCUGGACUCCCUAAAUAUGAGUCGCUCAUCUUUCCGAGUUUAUAUUUUUGCUGCUGUUAUUCUCCUGUUCUGCCUUAUUAUGUUUCGAACCAUUUUAAAGAUGGCGAUAUACAUUUAUGCUUACAUCAUCAAUGCCAGGCGGCUGCGUUGUUUUCCAGAACCCCCAAGACGUAGCUGGCUUUUAGGACAUUUGGGACUGCAUCCCCAGAUCUGUGCUUUGCUUUUAUUGCUUUGCUGUCAUUGUUUGCAGUUCAUGCCAACAGAGGAGGGCCUUACAGAAGUGAGUAAUACCAUCUCUAAUUUUCGCAAAUCUUUUCUGACAUGGAUGGGACCUAUCUCGUUAGUAUCAAUGGUUCACCCGGACACAAUUAAGCCAAUGGUUGCAGCUUCAGCUGCCAUUGCUCCUAAAGAUGAACUGUUCUAUGGUUUCCUCAGACCCUGGCUAGGGGAUGGGCUGUUGCUUAGCCGUGGGGAGAAAUGGGGGCGUCAACGGCGUCUUCUGACACCUGCUUUUCACUUUGACAUCCUUAAGAACUAUGUGAAGAUUUUUAAUCAAAGCACAGAUAUUAUGCUUGCAAAGUGGCGGAGAUUGGCAGCAGUGGGCCCUGUGUCUCUCGAUAUGUUUGAACAUGUCAGCCUGAUGACCUUGGAUACACUUCUUAAAUGUACUUUUAGCUAUGACAGUGACUGCCAAGAGAAGCCAAGUGAUUAUAUUGCUGCUAUUUAUGAACUGAGCUCCCUAGUGGUGAAACGUGAGCACUACUUGCCCCAUCAUUUUGACUUUAUCUACAACCUCUCCUCCAAUGGAAGGAAAUUUCACCAGGCAUGCAAAACAGUACAUGAAUUUACUGCCGGAGUGGUACAGCAGAGAAAGAAGGCCUUGCAAGAGAAAGGGAUAGAGGAAUGGAUUAAGUCAAAGCAAGGCAAAACCAAAGAUUUCAUUGAUAUUCUAUUGCUGUCAAAGGAUGAAGAUGGAAAUCAGCUGUCUGAUGAAGAUAUGAGGGCCGAAGUAGACACAUUUAUGUUUGAAGGUCAUGACACCACAGCAAGUGGCUUAUCAUGGAUUCUAUACAAUUUGGCUUGUCACCCUGAAUAUCAAGAGAAAUGCAGAAAGGAGAUUACAGAGUUACUGGAAGGGAAAGACACAAAGCAUCUGGAGUGGGAUGAAUUGUCUCAGUUGCCAUUCACUACAAUGUGCAUCAAGGAGAGUCUACGGCUUCACCCUCCUGUAACGGCGGUAUCCAGGCGCUGUACAGAGGACAUCAAAUUACCUGAUGGCAAAGUCAUCCCUAAAGGAAACAGCUGCUUGAUCAGUAUUUAUGGAACCCACCACAACCCUGAUGUCUGGCCUAACCCACAGGUUUAUGACCCAUAUCGCUUUGAUCCAGAGAAGCUCCAGGAAAGGUCUUCCCAUGCAUUUGUACCAUUCUCAGCUGGACCCAGGAAUUGUAUUGGACAGAAUUUUGCUAUGGCUGAGAUGAAGAUUGUAUUGGCUUUAACCCUUUAUAACUUUUACAUGAGGUUGGAUGAAACCAAGACAGUACGCAGAAAACCUGAGCUGAUCCUACGAGCAGAAAAUGGACUCUGGUUGCAGGUGGAAGAACUGAAACAAUAAUGUCAUGCCUGCUAAUGGUGGAACCAACUGGCUUGACAAAGUGCACAAUUUAAUAUGAAGUGUGUCAUAGAAAAGAAUUAUUUUAGUCAUUUAAUCAACAACCUGAAGUAAAAUGAAAGUGUAAUUUGCUACAGUGAAAACUGAGAGAAGAAUGGUUGUUAGAGCAAUUGCUUACUGAAAUAACAGGGUUAUACCACUCCCAACACCCCUUGAAAGCUUCACAGAGUUGUACAAUAACCACAACUGCAGUUGGAUUCCAAAGCUUCCAAAGCUUGGAUUCCAGAGACAGAUAAAAUGGACAAAUCCACUUAAAUCUGGUGUAACAAAUGCUACUUUAAACAUUAUUAAUUUAAGUUAAAAUCAGACCUGUAUCCUUUAUUAACUUCAGCAAACUCAAUUCUCCAUAUGUGAAAAAAAGUAAUUAAAAAGUGUGACCUGUUUAAGUCUGUAA
Xenopus tropicalis (tropical clawed frog) is the source of this 2197-nucleotide messenger RNA. RefSeq names its product cytochrome P450 family 4 subfamily F member 22 (gene cyp4f22). NCBI's taxonomy places the organism in Eukaryota, Metazoa, Chordata, Amphibia, Anura, Pipidae. Gene Ontology annotation, cellular component: endoplasmic reticulum membrane. Gene Ontology annotation, molecular function: heme binding; oxidoreductase activity, acting on paired donors, with incorporation or reduction of molecular oxygen; monooxygenase activity. The coding region runs from base 109 to 1746 and encodes 545 amino acids. The record is from RefSeq and is a predicted model, not a curated record. The transcript has 13 exons.